AUGGCGCAUAAAAGUAGCUCGCUGCCCUCCCGUCAGGUUAUGCCGCUCAAGCAGCCCUAUUUUUUUUUUCUGGGAGCCUCUCCUCCUCUUCAGCAUGAUAGAACCAGACUCUGCCGUGGGUUACUCCCUCGAAGUCGCUUUGGCGUGAGGACAGCUUCGGUCUUUGCCGCCUUGCUGGUGAUAGCCUUCCUCUUACUCACGUCCCGCGAAGCGAGAUCCUACAUACCCGCAUCUUUGGCCUGCAGUGACGGGCAACCCGUGCAGGCUGAGAUCAUCCCGAAUACUGUCCACUUUGUCUACAUUCUGGCCGACGUCACGAAAGACUUUGGUUUUCAGUUCAGCCACUUCCUCUCCAUUUACGCCGUGUGGUUUUACUGGCGGCCAACGACCAUCUAUCUCCACACCAAUGCUGAGGCCAACAGCACCUCAGUUGCCCGCGCCCGCGAAGGCGAGGCCGGCAAGUGGAGCAAGCUCAUCUUCACCCUCUUCGACAUGGAGGUCCGCACUGUCGACGUGCCGACCCACGCCGGCAACGGCUUUGAGAUCAAGGGCAUGGAGCACAAGUCCGACUUUGUCCGCGUCAAGGCCGUCCACGACCUCGGCGGCACCUACCUCGACUGGGACGUCCACGCGCUCCGGGACAUCCGGCCCCUCCGCACCAGCGGCUUCAACGCCGUCGCUGGCCGCGAGCUCGGUGGCAUGGUCAACAGCGGCUACUUCAUGUCGGUGCGGGCCGGGCGCCUGAUCCGCCUCUGGAUGGACGGCAUGCAUCUCGCCUACGACGGCGGGUGGAUAACGCACAGCAACCUUAUUAUCACGAAUUUUGGCCAGCGCCUCGUCGGGGAGCCGGGCGAGAUGCUCAUUAUGGAGCGCGACGCGUUUGCGCCGGGCAGCUGGGAGAACAAGGAUACGGAUGCCCUCUUCGGCACCCACGAUGACGAGCCGUCUAAUUUGUCCAACUUCACGCAAGGGGACACUCUCCCUUCGUACGACGAGAGCUUCUUCGAGAGGUUCAACCACCCCGAGCGCUUCCCGGCCUGGGCGCGAGACUGGUCGUCCACCUAUGUGCUGCACGCUUUUGGGCCGGGACGGUGGAAUCACAAGGUCGAGGGCUUUGAGCACGUUUCGCCGCGGUAUGUGCUGGAGAGGAGGAGUAAUUUCGCGCGCGCUGUGUAUCCUAUUGCGAAGCGCAUGUACGAACAGGGCCUUAUCGAUCUUAACGAUUCAUACCACGGCCAAUGA
Molecule: messenger RNA, 1242 nt
Organism: Verticillium nonalfalfae
Lineage: Eukaryota; Fungi; Ascomycota; Sordariomycetes; Glomerellales; Plectosphaerellaceae
Exons: 1
Coding region: 1-1242 (413 amino acids)
Source: RefSeq, a predicted model, not a curated record